AUGUGGAUCCAGACAUUUUCAUCUACAGCGCUGGGAUCAGCUCGUGCGAGAAAGGUGGCCAGUGGCAGCUUGCAAUUGCGUUGCUCGGCGAGAUGCGGGAGGCGAAUUUGGAGCCCGACGUCGUCUCAGUCCUACAGCGCUGCGGUCAGCGCGUGCGAGAAGGGUGAGCAGUGGCAGCGGGCUCUUGCUCUGCUCAACGACAUGCGGGAUGCGAAUGUGGAUCCGGACGUUCUCACUUACAGCGCUGGCGUCACCGCGUGCGAGAAAAGCGGGCAGUGGCAGCAGGCGAUGGCGUUGCACUGCGCAAUGUGGGAGGCGAAGCUGGAGCUUGAUUCCAUCAGCUACAGCGCACAAAUCAGCGCCUGUGAAAAAGGCAACCAGUGGCAGCAGGCUCUGGUGCUGCUCAGCGAGAUGUGGGGGGUGACGUUGGUGCCCGACGCAAUCUACCAAGCUGGAGUCGGCGCGUGCGAGAAAAGCGAGCGUGGCAUUCACGUGUUAUCGUUGCUGAGCGACUUGGUAGCUGAGCGGCAUCUUGGUAGCUGA
This is a messenger RNA of Prorocentrum cordatum, 543 nucleotides long. The record is from the annotation of a GenBank genome assembly. Lineage: Eukaryota; Dinophyceae; Prorocentrales; Prorocentraceae.